AGCUCCGCGGGCGAAGUCGGGCCGGUCCCGGCAGCCCGCCCGCCUCCCCGCGGUUCCGGAGCCGCCAGCUCCCGCGCCCCGCUCGGGAUAUCCGCGUCCCGCCGGCACAGGCUUCCUGGGGCUGAGGAAAAUGCCAUCAGUGUUUCGGUGAAUUACAGAGAGUGACACCCCGAGUAUCUUGGCUGCAUCAACUCUGGAGCUGCCAAGGGACUGAGAGGCUUAUGAAGAGGUUUUGUCAGGCAAAACAGUGCUUAGCAAAGACACCGAGGAGGAGGGAAAAGGAGAAAGGGAGGGAGAGAGAGCUGAAACAUUAACAAACCAUGAGAUCUAUCCGAUCUUUUGCUAAUGAUGACCGCCAUGUUAUGGUGAAACACUCAACCAUUUAUCCAUCUCCAGAGGAACUUGAAGCUGUCCAGAACAUGGUAUCAACAGUAGAAUGUGCCCUUAAACAUGUAUCUGACUGGAUGGAUGAAAAGAACAAAUCUACAAAAUGUGAGGCUGAUGUGGAAGCAAAGGAGGAAGCUGCAGAAAGCAAUGCCAAGGAUCAAGGUGGUCGGACGUUGUGUGGUGUUAUGAGAAUUGGCUUGGUUGCAAAGGGUUUGCUGAUAAAAGAUGAUAUGGAUCUGGAGCUGGUUCUCAUGUGCAAAGAAAAACCCACAAAGACCUUGUUGUGUUUAGUUAAAGACAAUCUCCCAGCUCAAAUCCAGAAACUUACAGAAGAGAAGUAUCUCGUGGAGGAGCAUGUAAAUGAGGCAGCUAUUAUUAUUCGUAACACAAAGGAGCCCAAGCUAACUUUGAAGGUGAUACUUACAUCCCCUCUCAUUCGAGAUGAAGCAGAGAAGAAGGAAGGAGUAGAUAAUGUUGCGAUGAAAGAUCCUCCGGACUUAUUGGACAGGCAGAAAUGCCUGGAGGCCUUGGCGUCUCUGCGGCACGCCAAAUGGUUUCAGGCCAGGGCAAAUGGACUAAAAUCAUGUGUAAUUGUCCUUCGUAUUCUGCGGGAUUUGUGCAACAGAGUCCCCACAUGGGCACCCCUGAAAGGAUGGCCACUCGAGCUUAUAUGUGAAAAAUCGAUAGGUACUUGUAAUAGACCUUUGGGCGCUGGAGAAGCUUUGCGACGAGUGAUGGAGUGUUUGGCAUCUGGAAUUCUACUUCCUGGAGGCCCUGGUCUGCAUGACCCCUGUGAACGGGAGCCAACAGACGCUUUGUCUGACUUGACAGUUCAGCAAAAAGAAGCCAUCACACACAGUGCUCAGCAUGCCCUUAGAUUAUCAGCCUUCGGUCAGAUCUAUAAGGUUUUGGAAAUGGACCCCCUCCCAUCAAAUAAGUCAUUUCAGAAAUAUUCCUGGUCAGUAGCUGACAAAGAAGCAUAUCCAUAUUACAAGGAAAUUUAUACCCUAGGUACAGGCUCAUCUGCUCUUAAGAGACCAUUCGAAGAUAGUGUCGGGGAUGAUAAAGAUCCAAAUAAAAAAAUGAAGCGUAAUCUGAGGAAAAUACUAGAUAGUAAAGCAAUAGAUCUCAUGAAUGCUCUGAUGAGGCUGAACCAAAUCAGGCCAGGGCUUCAGUAUAAGCUGCUGUCACAGUCUGGUCCAGUCCAUGCCCCCGUCUUCACAAUGUCUGUAGAUGUUGACGGUACGACAUAUGAAGCAUCAGGACCUUCUAAGAAAACAGCCAAGCUCCAUGUGGCAGUGAAGGUUUUACAAGCAAUGGGGUAUCCAACUGGUUUCGAUGCAGAUGUGGAGUGUAUGAGUUCUGACGAAAAAUCAGAUACAGAAGGUAAAAAUGAAACAACGUCUUCAGUCUCAAGCAAUAAUACUGGAAAUUCCACAGCUGACACCUCCGCUACCCUAGAGGUCAGAACUCAGGGUCCUAUACUCACAGCAAGUGGCAAAAACCCAGUGAUGGAGCUCAAUGAAAAAAGAAGAGGUCUGAAGUAUGAGCUCAUCUCUGAGACAGGUGGAAGUCAUGACAAGCGCUUUGUGAUGGAGGUAGAAGUAGAUGGACAGAAGUUCAGAGGCGCAGGCCCAAAUAAGAAAGUAGCAAAAGCAAGUGCUGCAUUAGCAGCUCUUGAAAAACUGUUUUCUGGGCCAAAUGCAGCAAAUAACAAGAAAAAGAAGAUUCUUCCUCAGACUAAAGGGGUCGUCAAUACAGCUGUUUCUGCAGCAGUCCAGGCUGUUCGAGGCAGAGGCCGAGGUGCUUUAACACGAGGGGCAUUUGUUGGGGCAGCUGCUGCUACUGGAUACAUAACACCAGGCUAUGGAGCACCCUAUGGGUACAGCACAGCUGCACCAGCUUACGCAAAAAAGCUGUGUUGAUACUGCUGUAUCAGGCACUGCAUUCCUUGCAUACCUGUGGAAAACAUUUGGGCAGGUACCAAAGCCACGGCCAUGACCUGCACUGAAAGGCAGACCAUGGUUCUAGGUAUGUGGAAUGUGUGGUAUUAUCUAACUAAUACAGAGAGAAAUUAUUUCCCUAAACUAUUAAAGCUAAACUCCAAAUGAAGACUGAAAGACUUUGAUGAUAUUACAGUUAAAAUCUGUAGAGAUUAAAUGUUAUUAGGCCAAAUUAAUUCAUGAAGCAGCUAGGUUUGCUUUCCUCCUGUGGGUGCAAAGGGAGGAGAGGAAGGCAGGCAGUGAUUUAACUCUGCAUGAAUAAUUUGCUUAGCUGUGGUUUUCUAAAACUAGAAAUUAGGAUACAGCCAUCCAUAAACAAUUCUUUUCAGUUCUGUAGUAAAUCUUUUAACAAAUAUUUUACUUGGAUUAAAAUGGUUUUGGAUUAUGACCUAUAUGGUGCACAUGAUAUGUGUAGUUUUAAAUUUUUUUUUUUUUUGCUUUUCUAUAACCUUGCAUUAUGCAAAGUUGCACAGCACAGUACUGCACAACUGCAGUACUUGCAGUACUUGAAGUUGCUGGAAACAACUCUUUUUAUAUAAAAAUGGUAAAAAAAAAAAAAAAAGAGAGAGAGGAAAAUUGGUGAUGUUGUAGUAGCAUUUUAGGGUGUAAAUUCAGAGAUGAAAGCAUAAAAAAACCCUGACUGAUCACAGUUUAUACAGUUGUAAAACAGGAAAACACUUAGUAUGGAAUAUGUUAGUAGUGUAUCAGGCUCAAAGCUUGUUGUUUUGCAUCAAAAUAUAACAGCCAAAACAGACUAUUUCAUUUCAAUACUGAAAACAUCAAAUUCAGUAAAUAACUGCAUGUGUAGGUUAUCCAUAAGUCAGGAUAAGUAUGGAUAGAAUUCAUAGGCUGAUCUAGAAAAAUAGCUGUUAAAUAUUGUUAGCUUUGCUACUGUUGGCAGAAACAUGAUCUUGCAAGUGGCCUAUAUAUCUGCACCAGGGGAAAUGAACUUGAGGAACUGUAGCAGCCACUUGCCUGUGAAAGCAUAUAACCAUUUGAUUACAUUUGCAGGUGCAAUUGAUGACCAUCAGAAUGUCCUUCCCAUUCGGUGGUGCAGGUUUUCAUCUGCUGUUAUCUUCAAGGUGCAAACCUGGGGCUUGGUCUGAAGCUAACUUAAAAUUCAGUUCCCUCUUGGGGCCUGUCAGGCUGCGCAGUGCCAGUAUGGAGCAGCAGGCUGCUCUGCUUCCUUCCACAGACAGGGUUCUGUAUGUGUCAAGGCAGUGUUAAGGUGCAUUAUAAUGAACUUCUCUUGAGUAUUCCUUUCCUAGGCUUAACUGAUGUCAGUUUGACAAGCACUGUCCAGUUCAAGAACUGAUUAAUAAAAUGUCUUGAUGGCUCUUAUCUGAUCUGUUUCUUUGUGGCCUGUACUUGGCAGCUUAAUCCAUGUGUAUUGGUUUCCAUCAGAAAUGCUUUGACUGUGAAUUUCCAUUUCUUCUGUCACAUUACCCUUUUAACUCUUACAAUCCUAAGCAUUCCACUCUUUAAAAAUCUUUGUUGGAUCUUCUCUUUUUCACUGAGAAGAUAAUAAAUCUCUCUAAUACAUUUUUGUUUGUAAUGCAAGUACUUAUGGCUGAAAUUUGUCCUCUUGCCUUUGCUGCACCCCUUCUCAGUACGACAAGCAAAACACACAGUGUACUUAAGACUCCUAAAUACUGGUUUUUGCAGCCACUUGGAAUCAGUGAUAAGAUCCUGAGGUGUAAGAUUGCCUAGGAACCUGUCUUGUUUGACAGUGGAACUUGAGCAAAACAUUACGUGCCUAAUACACUGGCAUUGGAGAGAGCAGUUAAAUGCUACCAGUAGGCUUUAAUCUGUCUGAAAUAUCAAGCCAUUAUAAAUAAUUUGGGUAACAGCUGCUUGAUCAAUGUUGCAACAAACACUGAUACGGUAGAACUAAAAACUCCGUUUGCAUAACACUUGCACGUUUUCUUUUAAAAGCCUCCUCACAGGAGCAUGGUCUGAAGUGCCUUUUCUGUGAGAUGAGAGGUCUACCUUAUGGCUACUGAUCUUGUAUUUCUGGAUAUUCCCAACAAUCAAAUAUGUAAAUCUGGUUCUGUGUCCUUUGUGCAGCUGCCAAGUAUUGUUGCCUGUUUUGUAGUACCUCCUCAGUGAAGCAGAAAUGUUAUAGUUUGAAUUUCUAGCUCAUGGAAAGGAAUUCUAAAAAGGUUCCUUUCAAUUAGUACAUAUAUAAACAGGGUACCAGGGAACGUCUGUGCCUGUACACUACCCACCUUAACUCUAGAUUUAGCUAACCACAUGAUAGUGUGUAUUUUGGGAGAUGGUGUCUGGCACUUAAAGGAAUAAAAGCCAGAGCUUUACAAUAAAGAAUGGACCUGUUUAAUUUGUUCUCUCUAUUGGAGGUGGAUGUCAUUGCCAUUAACUCUGGAAGAUCAACUGUGAGCUCCAGUGAUCUGCUCAGUUAACACUGAGGAAUGUGAGGCUAUUGACAGGAUGGGGAGAAAAUACAGACUGUUCAAUGUUGUAACACUAUUUGUUUGCCUUCAGCUGCUUUCGCACACAAACCCAUCAUCCAGUAGAUACUUGCUUUCCCUUUUUACCAGUUUGAGUUUCAUGGGACCACACAAGGGAGAAACAUUGUAUACCAGCCUGCAGCAUUGUCUGACUGUUAGCAGCACUUCUGUCUGGUCCAUGUCCCCUUCAGAGAAUUUAAUUCCAGUUGACUUCUUACACAGCUGUAGCACUGGUGUAAGAGCAGAACUGCUGUAGGGUCAUACAUUCUAGAAACUCUUUGCUUUUGUUUUGAAAUAGGUGAAAGCUAGACAGAAGUAUUACUUAGAAAUCUGCGAGCACAUGACUUCAGGAGACAUGUGGUCUUUAUAUACAUACGAUACAAGUCUGCUGGUAGGUCCUCUCCAAAAGUGCACAGCUCUACAAGGAGCUGGCACCUCAGUUUCACCAGUUGCAAUGGUCAAAGAACUCACUUUUUAAACAGCAGUAUUUACAGAUGGAAACCCUUAAGUAAGGUGUACUGCUAACCAUACCUCAGCAUUUUCCCUCCUGAUGGGGUCAAUGACAGCUGGAAUGCUUGCCAUUUUCCCAGAUAUCAGCUGUGAAUUUUGAAGAUGUAAGGUAUAGGACUACAAUCCUACUUUGCCAGCCAUACAGGUAUGUUCUAUCUAGAGAAAGUUAUAAGGCAACCUUAUUAGUUUGGAGAGCCUGGUCAACUGAAAGGAUGGUACGUGAUGCUUCCUGCCAUCAUGUCCUCUCUCUGCCAGGGCUUGCUGUCUUCCUUAAGCACACGUUCAGGAGUUGGAACAUGGUGACCUUAUUCCUGGGCUUUGUGCCACUCGGAUGGAGGGAGGCCAGCCUAUACUCAUGAAAGGAAAGUGUAACACGUGGCUCUGGUGCCCAAGCAAUUUCUGUUGGCCAGAAUGCACAAUCCAACCCUCACAAAAGCAAUUUAUUGCCUGGGUAGGUGGUGCCUAAUUUGUCUAAUUUGCUGUCACACAGCCAAUGUGAGUCAAUUAGAUGAUUCAGCAACUGCUGCAGACUUUCACAGCAGUUAAAUACCUUUGCUUCUGUGGAUUCUGUCAUCCUUCUCUGCCUUUUCUGAUCACCUUCUAGCAUCCCAGUAAAUAACUGAUUGCCUCAAAUGUUGGAAUUGUAACAUAGAAGUUUAUCAAUUCUUAAAAACUGUUAAUCAGCCUAUGAAGAGCUUCAGAGAAACAAGUUUUCCUACAAAUAUUUCAAUAUAUCCAUGUGUCAAGGGACUAUUUCUACUAAUUUACAAGGAUCUGUGAAAACUACUCUGGUAUCUCUGAUCUCUGGAGACUCAUGUUAUUUCUUCGAGAACACUUUCCUUCUGGUAGAAAAAAAGAUUUAAAACGUCUUACUUGAUUAAAGACUAUGCCCUCUAGCCACUGAAAGAACUUACUUGGGGAAAAGUGCACAAAUCUGAAGUUCUUUAAGGCAUUUUGCUUUCAUUGAACCACUGAGAAAAAUUUCCCUGUCCACAAGUUCCUCACAUUAUGAGGAAGUAGAAAAUGAAGAGUGGCAUGAAGAUUCUUAAUCUCCAGUUGGCUGUUCAACUAUGGAACAUCAGUCUCUUGGCACUCCUAAAACUCUUAAGAUAGCAAUAAAUGGGAGCAGCAUUAAUGUGUACCAUCCCUGAUCCACUCUCAGCAGUGUCCUUGCAGAGUGAGCCUGGCAGCCUCUGUGUUUUCAGUCACCAAUCCCCUGAAAGAAAGUGUCCCUUGCCUCAUUUGUAAUUCUGCAUCUGUACUUCUGAGAUCCAUCACAGUCUAGAGGUGGGAUUCCUGAACAUCUCUCCAGAACUGUGUAACUGAAGAGCAGGUUGACAAUAGAGCAUUUCAGUCGUAAGACAAAACUGCAAAUUUCCCUCUGCCUCUUCUGCUUGGUAAGCUAAGAUACCAUCUUUUGGUAUUAGAACUUCUUGCCUUUAGCUAAAUCUCUGUAGACAGUUGCCUGAUACUUAAUCAAGAGAAAGGUAUGUCCCAGCUUCAGAUGAGUUCCAAGUCAUAGAAGCAGUUUACAAAAACAGCUACUAGUUCUGGUAGCUCUGGGAAACAGCACAAGAACUCUGCUGCAAUGGAUUCUUUUGGAUACAUGAUGAGUUAUGUAAAUAUUAAGUUGAUUGUUAUUCUCAGUCCUGAAGCUAAGACGUCUCCUCUCUGGCAUCAAAAGAAUGAAAAUGAGCUAUCUGCUGGACUCACCAAGGAGUUCUCUUAAGAACAGUUGUACUGUCUUAAAAAACAGUAGCUCAACUUGAAAGUUCAGGACACAGACCCUCUCAGACUUCCUCUUGAAUAAAUCCAUUUAAAAAUGAGAUACUUACUGACUUCUUUGAAGCAAAGGGACAGUGUAGUUGCAUCUGCUAUCUAUAGUAUAUGAGACAUCUUGUCUAACAGCUCAUUGGUUUCAUUCUUCUGUUUUAGCACAUCUUAUUUUCUGUGAAUCUGACCCUUACUGUAAAAUGGAAAUUCUGUUACAGUCCUUUUACAGCUAUUCACUGGAGACUCAGCACUGAAGUCCUGUGCCUAUGGAUUGUGGCAGCAGUUUUCACCUAUACUUUCUUUUGAACAUUAACCACUUUAGUAAGCUGUUUUGUUACUUAAUCCCAGAAAUUAUGUCUCCUUAGUUUUAUGUGUCCUCUAAAUCCACCCCUAUUUAUGUCUAGGCUUCCUAGUGCUCCAAACAUAUUCCUUUUUCCCAUUCUGCUCAUAGAAAUGGGACUGAUUCAGUUAUUUGUUUGUAAGUGAUGUUUAAGAUGUUACAAAGGUAUGAGUAGGGUAGAUAUGCCUGUUCCUUUAGCCUGGGAUCUUCAAGAGAAAGGGUGCUUUUCCUGCCAGGCCUGUCUGGUGCUGUGUAGGCAAUGCACUGCCUUGCUAAAAGUAGCUGUGUGAGGUUUUUAGGAGAAAAGUUCAUUAUUGUGUAAGACUAAAAUUCAGUCAAGUGUUGAGUUUUUUCCUCUAAUUCCUGUGGCUGCAUGAGACACUCAGACUGCAUGUUUAUCUUGACAUUUAAGAGGAGUUGAAUGUCCAAAAGGGGUGUGUGGAGAUGUACAUUUGUAAAGCAAAUUUCUUACUUUAGAUGUUGUUUUAUCUUUUAUUUGGUGCCUUAACUGUGUACGAUCUAAGGUCAUACAAACUGCACCACAGGUAAUUUAAUAGUGUACUUUAAAAUAACCCAUCAAGCCUAAUCUACAGAAACUGUUGCACAGACUGAAGCUUUCUCACUGGGAGAGUUCUCUUCCAUCUUUAAUUACUAAUCCAUUGAGGAACACGAGUUGCAAGAAUUUAAAGAGCAUGUAAAAAUUUUAACUACAGAUUGAGACUGAAUUUUUUUGAUUUCCAACUUCAAAGGUUUGUGGCAAUAAAAUAAUUAUGGUCUCUUCUGUGUUGUGUAAGUAAACAACAUCAAAAUGUUUUAUAGCUAGCCAGAAGUGCAUGUUUGUGAAAACCUCUGGACUGUUAUCUCUACUAGAACAAAUUACACUAAUUCUGAAAAGGCCUUAAUUGAAUGUAAUUUGCUAUCAUUCAUUCUUUGGAACAGGGGAGUUGGAAUGAGUAAGAGGAGUUGCAAUUAAUGUUUAAUUGCAAAAUAGCAUGUGAACUUAAGCUUCAUUCCUGCCUCUUACCUGGAUCUAGAAGCUCCAGGUGCAUUUUGCUUCUUUGCAGUUCGUGAGGUGCCGUGCAGUUUCUACUUGAACUUGUUUGCUGAAUGCAUCUGGUCCUGGUAGAAUGGACUGAGGCAAAAGAGAAAGAGGAAGAAAAUGAAGCUAGAAUGCCCUUCUCCAGUCUUAAAGGUUGAGCAUCAUAAAUAGGAAGUUGGAGGGGAAGUUGCACGUCCUUUUCCAAGUCCAUUAAUACCAUCUGUGGUAAAACCAGGAAGUUUGUCUACUGUGGUAAACCAACAGCCUUAGUAUCUUAUGAACAGGAGAAGAUGGUGGUGUUUUUCUAGUAAUUUAUAAGAAACUAGAUAAGAAAUUUAAGCCAUCCAUAUAGCAGGCAAGAAUCUGCUAGUGAUGUUGUUACAGGAGAUGCAACUGAGUCUUCGGAAGGAAAGGAAUAGUAGUAAUUACCCCUAAAGUAAUACUAGUAAGUUACCCCUACAAAGCCCACAGUAUUCUAGACUUUCCCUUUAGACAGAAUAGCAUGGCAACAAGGAAAGCAAAUACUGCUUCCAUAACUACAUGUAACGUACUUAUUUCAGGUCACCAAUAUUGGUGCAAUGAGUUAUGACAAACUAGUUUAAUCUUACCAGAAAAGCGUAUUUUGAAAUUCUAUCCACUUCUGUUUUUUUAAGCUAGAGGGGAGUUAAUUAUGGCACUCAUCUAUGUUUUGGAGGGAGUAAAGCAGAAAGUAAGUUUCAACUUCGUACUUCAAAGCUGCUCUGAACAAGUUGCUAAACAGUGUUCUAUGGAAAAAAAAUGAUUUACUUAUUUACUUUCUUUGUGCUCAUUUCUGUGUUCUUAGAAAAGCACAAGCUUGUGUAAGCAUAAUCAAUACAAAGUUUCUCAGGGUACUGUGUCAUCUCAGCAGUGGACACUAACUGCAUCUUAAGUCAACAGGCACAUAUAAAUCAAGCUUAAUUAAGAGGAACAGAACAUCUUGGCAGAUUUUACUUUACUUCUGACACUAUUACAAAUGACCUAUGCAUACAGAAAUGUGUGUAUUGCUGCGCUCGCAACAGAACCUGUAGUUCUGUGAGGGCAUCCUGUAAGCUAACAAAGUAAAAUGUAGUCAGGGUAGGAGAAAGUAUUCUUUGAUUAUUAUUUCCACAAAGAACUGUUCAUAAACAGAUGAAAAGUGAUACUGGUCAAAGCAGAAUAAUGAUGGGAUGAAGAACAACUUUUAGAGCAGUACAGCUUUUGAAAAGUUAGUGAUUAUAUGAAUUUAAUUAGGAAAAUUUGCUGUACAGAUUAUUUCCUGUGUUUUCAAAUUGGUAUCAGUGCUUCCCUGCUUAAACCAACAGGAUAAAGACAAGUGGAGUUUUCUAACUGAUAACAUAAAUUGCAUGAAAAUACCCAUAUACUGGAAGAAAACAGAGGCUGUACUGCAGAGAGCAUAUUGAACUACAGAGCCAUUCUCUGGGCAAUGCUGCAUAAUUUAAGAGCGGGUAAAUAAGCCUUCAGGGACAACAUGACACAGAACAGAUGUUUAAAGUUUUUUAAACAACAAGAAAUCACUAAAAGAAACAAAAAAACCCCCAACAACCAAACACAGAAAAAAGCCUCUAAGCUUUGUUUAGUCAUACAUUUUUUCUUCCCUGUAAAAGGGACAGGUACUUUCAUAUUCGCUCAGUGAGUUAUACAUCACACAUCACAAAGGUCCUUAAGGACAAAUGUUUUAAAGCUAGUCUCCUUUUGGACAGAAAGGAAGUUGACUCUGUCUUCCAGUUCCAAAGUGCAGUGUCUUAUUUCUUAUCCUAACCCCAAUUCAAUAUUUAUUGAUCAAACUGACUAAGCUUUUUAGGUCGACAAGCUCUCUACAAAGCAGUUCUGUUAUCUCAAGCCUCUGCAGGGGCCAGCAACUGGUGCUUAACUACUACUUCCACUCCAGAAGGUUACCCAUCCUCCUGCUGUCCUAGAGCCAUUCUGGGACACUUGCACUUCUAAGAGAGGAACCCUGCUGUGGGGGACUGUCAAAAGCACUGAAAUACUACAGCAGAGCAAGUCCCAGUGGGCUGUAUGCUUUUUAAAGUCCUGUCCAGUUCUUAGUGACAAAGCUGAGCAUGAAACCUGUACUGCCAAACGUACCAGCCCCUUAAUGAGGACAUGUAUGUGAAGCAGUCUCAGAAGCAAAGAUUUUGAGGAAAGGCUGGUGUUUUCCAAAUCCAACUCAUAAGCCAUUUUUUUUUUUUAGAUCAUUGAGUUUCCACCCACCUAAAAUCAUCGUUAGUCAAAUAAAUUAAAACAAUUGCUUCUAGUUUGGGCUAGAACAUUCCCCUCGUAUAACCCAAACUUCUACCACCCAUCCAUCUAAAGAAUCCUUAAGCAAACAAUCCUCAGGAGGCAGAGCCCUUCUAAGAGUCUGCACGCUAGAAGGCAGACAGGAAAUGUGACAAUAGAGUGUAAUGUGACUUUUCUUGCGACAGUGACUUCUACAAGACAAGGAAAAGACAGAGGUAGUGCUUUGCGGCAGUGUUUCAUGCUCAGCAAGUUUGCAGAGGGAAGAAAUGCAAUUCUAUAAAUCACUUGUACUGUAUUUCUGUUUCUAGACUUGAAUGAAUUUCACUUUUCCUUUGUGGUUCAGCGUAGUAAACAUUAAAGAAAAGGUCUAUUUUUCUAAAUCUCUUUCACCAACAGAGGUCUGACCUGCAGCCAACAGAUGGAUUUAUUUAUCCACAGAGGACAGAGUGUUUAUUUUUACACUAAGAAUGGAUAUGGCAUUGAAUAAAAAGCAGUAUGACCUUUGAACUAUCUAAACCUUAAAUUCCAUGAACAAAUUCCACAAAUGAGUAAUACAGUGGACAAUUGCAUCUUUCUUCCCAGUAAAUCUCGGAAAAACAAGUUACCCAGAAUUAAACUUCCAAAUGAAGUACAAGAAAGAUUGUGGUCUAGUUACAGACUACUUUCAAAAUAUUUCAGAUUUCUCUGGAUUUGUAAUCUACAGAGAACAAUGAUGAUUAAACUAUUCCUGACUAUACUGUAAAUAAAGCAAUUUCAAAUAAAGUAAUUUGGCAACAACCUUCACUAUUUGUAGUGUUAAAAAUGUAAUCUGAACAUUCAGAUUGUCUUAAUUUGGUAGCAGUUGAGUGGGAAGAAAAAUAACCGCACAGUGAAAUUUUAAAUGGAGCUGUAACUACUCACUAGCCAAAAAAGCCUGCAAAUGUAAAGUAAAUGGAAUGCUCUUUGUACAUUAAGUUGCUUCCUCACGUGAUGCUGUACCCUGUACACGUGGCUUCAUUUGGCUUCUGCGUUGUGGUUUGUACGCCAACCACUGUUAUUAACUGUACACAACACUGAGAUCUGCACUGUAAUCCUGGUUCAUUUACCACUGAUUGUAACCCAAUGCUACAGACUUCUCUGUAAAUAAAACCAUAACCAUGUCCCAUUUGCUUCCAAUAGCAUACAAUAAAGGCUUAUCUCUGUAAACA
Apus apus (common swift) is the source of this 11966-nucleotide messenger RNA. RefSeq names its product spermatid perinuclear RNA binding protein (gene STRBP). Lineage: Eukaryota; Metazoa; Chordata; Aves; Apodiformes; Apodidae. The record is from RefSeq and is a predicted model, not a curated record. The transcript is spliced from 18 exons. Gene Ontology annotation, molecular function: double-stranded RNA binding; single-stranded RNA binding. Gene Ontology annotation, cellular component: precatalytic spliceosome. Bases 321 to 2312 code for a protein of 663 amino acids.